GGACCCCGGCGCCCGCCGAGAAGCGGCCUUCUCCUUGCUGCCCGGCCACGGGCCACGGUGCUGUUGCGAAGGCCGCACGCCGGCCUUGGACCUCAUCCGGUCACGCGUGGAUCCCUUUUCGCUGCCUCCUCGGCCAUCACCCACUCCCUGAGAUUCCUGUGACCGCGGUCCGGGCGGGUGGGAGUCAGGAGAUAAGAUUCUAUUCCAUUCUCGCCACUGAUUGGCUCUGUGACCUUGGGCAGGAAACGUAAUGCCUCCGCUGCUUUAUUUAGAAAGUGGAAAUCGUAUUCACAGUGAUUGUGAGCUCUUUAAGGACAGGAAUUGAGUUUUAUUACUGUUAAACCUUGUUGCCUGUUUCUGGCACAAAACAAUGCACAUAUAGGUACUCUUUUGCAUACCUAAGUUAUUUGGGUCACAAACCCCUUUGAAAAUCUGUUGAAAGCUAUUGAUUACCACCUCUCUGCACGCCCCCACCCGUGUUCAGAUACAUUUAAUAUGGCUUACAGUUUCAGGGGAGCUCUGGUGGCGUACUGGUUAAGUGCUCCGCUGCUAACUGAAAGGUCGGUGGUUCGAACCCACCAGUAUUUCACAGGCCUCGCCUGAAACCCCUCCAUGGACCCCAACCCAAAACCAAACCCACUGCCGUUGAGUCUAUUCCGACUUAUAGCUAUCCUGUAGGACAGAGUAGAACUGCCCCUAGGGGUUUCCAAGGCUGUGAAUCUUUACGAAGCCGACUGCGACAUCUUUCUCCCGCAGAGCGGCUGAUGUAACAGCCGACCUUUCGGUUAGCAGCCCAGCGCUUUAACUAUUGUGCCACCAUGGCUUUUUCCAUGGACCCGAGAGCCUGACAUGUAGGCAGUCAAAUAUUUAUAGUUGUUGAGUAGUAGGUAUUUUUAAAUGUAGAAGUCCUUAUCUACUUCAAAUGAAGGAGGAAGAUGUAUAUCCUGUUAGCACGUUUUAAUCAUGUGUCUGUCAGUGUGCUAAUGUCAUUUAAAUCUCUCAACACUGACGGAAUUAUUAUUUAAUUUCCAUGUUACAGAUAAGGAAGUUGAGGAUUUAGGAGAAUGAACUUGUUAUUGGUCAUUCAACCACUUAGUGAUGGGGGCAAGAAUUCAAACCCAUGUCUCUGAAAGUUCAAAGCCCCAUGUUCUUAAUUGGUAGACAAAAGGACUAGAUGCACAAACGGAUUUGAAUGUGCUCUAGUAGCCUCUGUGUUUGAAUUAGUAACUGUUAUAGUUAUGAGUUUGUCAGUUAUCAACAUAGAUGGCCACAAAUCAAACGUUGCAUGCUGUGAAAAUACUUUAUUUUGUCUCCUGUUCUUCCAUAGUACUUACUAUAUUGCUUGUUCAACAACAUCAUGUUUUACAACCUGCUCUCUGUGCCCAUAUUUAUUCAAUUCUUUUAUCUUUGGUGAAUGCUUAAUCAGGUGUGUUGGCUGAAUAUGACUAUAUCAAUUAUGUUACUUUGUUCUGCCUGCCCUCCAAAACAGGUGUAGUUGAUACGAGGUGAUUAGGCUUUUAUUUCUUUUCUGUACUGCUUUUUAAGGGACUGUAUUAGGGAUCUUGGAAGUGCUCCAGCAUGUCUGACGUUCAAGAAGCCACUAACCAACUCUUGGAUGUGAACCUGUUUGAGAACCAGAGGUUUGUAAAAGUGACAGAAAGUGGCCACAGAAGUGAGUCUGAGCAUCUCGAAGUCACUGUUGGAGCCACUGUACCUACUGGCUUUGAGCAAACAGCUGCGGAUGAAGUUAGAGAGAAACUGGGGUCAUCAUGCAAAAUCAGCAAAGACCGGGGCAAGAUAUAUUUUGACAUUUCAGUGGAGAGUCUCGCUAAGGUUCAUUGUUUGAGGUCAGUUGACAACUUAUUUGUAGUUGUUCAGGAGUUUAAGGAUUACCAAUUCAAAGAAACAAAGGAAGAAGUUCUAAAGGAUUUUGAAGACUUGGCUGGGAAGCUCCCGUGGACAGACCCUUUAAAAGUGUGGAAAAUUAACACCAGUUUCAAGAAAAAAAAAGCAAAGCGCAAAAAAGUAAAUCAGAAUUCAAGUAAAGGGAAGAUUAAUAAUGGACAAGGAGAGAAAAUAGAUGAGAGAGAUGUUAAAAAAGAGUUCACUAGCAAUGCCGUAGAGCCACAUAUCCUAGACUAUUAUGAAAAUCCUGCCAUUAAAGAGGAGAUAUCAACAUUAGUAGGCGAUGAUUUGGCAUCUUCCAAAGAAGAGGAGACUGAUGAAAGCUCAAAAGAAGAAACUGACCAUCGAGUGCUAAAGUUUAGAGUCACAUGCAAUAGGGCAGGGGAGAAACAUUGCUUUACAUCAAAUGAGGCCGCAAGAGAUUUUGGGGGUGCUGUUCAAGAUUAUUUUAAGUGGAAGGCUGACAUGACCAACUUUGAUGUGGAGGUUCUUUUGAAUAUCCAUGAUAAUGAAAUAGUUGUGGGCAUUGCACUGACAGAAGAGAGUCUCCAUCGAAGAAAUAUCACACAUUUUGGACCCACAACUCUUAGAUCUACUCUUGCCUAUGGGAUGCUCAGGCUCUGUGCUCCUCAGCCUUCUGAUAUAAUAGUUGAUCCAAUGUGUGGAACAGGGGCAAUACCAAUAGAGGGGGCUACUGAGUGGUCUAACUGUUAUCAUAUUGCUGGUGACAAUAAUCCAUUGGCUGUGAAUAGAGCAGCAAAUAACAUCUUAUCUUUAUUGACCAAGAACCAAAUUCAAGAAAGCAAAUCCUGGGGCCUACCUAUAGAUGCUGUUCAGUGGGAUAUCUGCAGUUUGCCUUUAAGAACUGGCUCUGUGGAUAUCAUUGUAACAGACAUGCCAUUUGGAAAAAGGAUGGGCUCCAAGAAGAGAAACUGGAACCUUUAUCCAGCUUGUCUACAGGAGAUGAGCCGCGUCUGUAGACCUGGGACAGGCCGAGCUGUACUACUUACCCAGGACAAGAAAUGCUUUACCAAGGCAUUAUCCAGAAUGGGACACAUGUGGCGGAAGGUGCAUACUGUCUGGGUGAACAUAGGGGGUCUUCAUGCUGCAGUUUACCUUCUGAAGCGUACCUCUCAGGGUUUUGUUCACCCUUCAGAACAAGACGAAGAGAAAGGAACCCCUUGGUAAUGCAAAGAAUGAAGAUGACUAAUAGUAGUUGUAUUUCCCAACACUGGAAAUGUAAGCAUGAAGAACUGGAGAUAAAAAUAGUAUUUACAAAAGUGCAGUUUGCACUGAAUUUAAACUGGUCUAAAGUUUUUCACCUUGCUUAUUACAAGAUGUACAUGUAAUGUGAUGGAAUUGAAAAAAAGUCUUGAGAAAGUAGAGCAUUUCUUUAGAGCUGUUUUGAAGGGGCAGCUGAGCAAUCAGUUAUUUUUCUUAAAAUGCUUUAAAGAUGCUUAGUGAAAAACCUACUAAAAUGCUCUGGGAUUUGGGUUUAGAACAGUUUUCAAGCUUUGCAGCAGUUCCUGUUUACAUGGUGGCGGGUGGAAAGCCACCUUGGCCUAAAGGAAAGGCAGAGCGUCUUGGGUCACGUCCGUGCUGAUGAAGCUUUGCUUUUCACUUGCUUAAUUUCUCAUUACCUCAGCCUCAAACAAUGAACUGUUAUUACACUUUGUGACCAGUGUUUGCCCCACAACAAGAUGAAAUCAUAAGACCUGUAGGCAACUUUACUAUCUGCCUUAAAAAUUAAAAUAUGCAUGUUAUUCAGAUUAAUACAUACAACUAAAAUAGUACAAGGAUUUAUCAAGGAGAUGCAAAGAUACUGGGCUGUUAAGUAUGGAACAUUUCUUUUUGUAAAUAGUAGCAAAUAUCUAUAUAUAUGUAAAGAUGAGGUGUGGGACCAACAAGCCAAAUUAAAAUAAAUUUUAUUUUUCCUUCAGUA
Molecule: messenger RNA, 3847 nt
Organism: Trichechus manatus latirostris (Florida manatee)
Lineage: Eukaryota; Metazoa; Chordata; Mammalia; Sirenia; Trichechidae
Gene: THUMPD3
Product: THUMP domain containing 3
Exons: 9
Coding region: 1579-3093 (504 amino acids)
Biological process (GO): tRNA methylation
Molecular function (GO): tRNA (guanine) methyltransferase activity; RNA binding
Source: RefSeq, a predicted model, not a curated record